GGAUAAUUCAUUCCGUAUGACCAAUCACUGUACGUCUAACAAAAUUGGUGACGAAGAACGAAGACCUUGACCAAAAUAUUUAUUGUUGGGUACUAGGGUACGUGGUGCCUGAAAAAGACAGAAAAUGUCGUACCCUUACAUGAGGAAACUAGGCACAGGCUUGACAGGAAUGAUGAAAGUGGAGCACCCUCAUCGUAGAUUAACAAUUCUCUAUGAGAAAAUUAUUCAAACACUUGUUAGAUUCCCUGCAGAGAGCGUAUAUCGGCAGCAUUCUGAGCCAUUGUAUCGUGAGAAGCUUGCUCAUGUUAAGGCAACGGAGGAUGUCAAGAAACUAGAAGAGCUGUUGGGGGAUGUACACAUUGAGAUGUCCUUGGAUCAAGCUGAUAGGGAACUCCAAUUGACAAGGGAAAUGAUGAAAUGGAGGGUAUGGGAACCAUUACACGAAGAAGCUCCAAAAGAUCAGUGGACUUGGCCACCAAAUUAAAAUGAUUGUGAAUAUUUGUUGUAUAAGGACGUAUGUACAUUGUGUAAUUAAAAGUGAUACAAAAGAAAA
This is a messenger RNA of Magallana angulata, 553 nucleotides long. Its product is annotated as NADH dehydrogenase [ubiquinone] 1 alpha subcomplex subunit 5-like. Gene Ontology annotation, biological process: respiratory electron transport chain. Bases 125 to 484 code for a protein of 119 amino acids. The transcript is spliced from 2 exons. Lineage: Eukaryota; Metazoa; Mollusca; Bivalvia; Ostreida; Ostreidae. The record is from RefSeq and is a predicted model, not a curated record.